Messenger RNA from Dioscorea cayenensis subsp. rotundata (Guinea yam), 1285 nucleotides. RefSeq lists its product as uncharacterized. The transcript has 6 exons. The record is from RefSeq and is a predicted model, not a curated record. Bases 134 to 1063 code for a protein of 309 amino acids. NCBI's taxonomy places the organism in Eukaryota, Viridiplantae, Streptophyta, Magnoliopsida, Dioscoreales, Dioscoreaceae.
UGUAAAUGUGGAAUGAGUGCUUGUAGAGAUCAUAUGAUCUUGCAAACAUUGAAGCAAUGAAUCAAACUCAAUCAAGGCAGCAUUUAUGAUGCAUCAAUGUCACUGGAAACUUUAGUAUAUUGUAUAAUUGUAAAUGAGGCCGGGCAUUUUACACCACAGCAGAUAUCUUUAUCACCAUGGUAUGGUUUUAUCUGGAAUAUCAUUUUGGGGGAGGACUUUGAGAUGCGUGCUUGAGGAUGUUGUAAAGACUGUCAAGGGGCAACGUGGACUGCUCCUGAAUGGAAGAAGCAUCCAUGAUCCAUGUGUCUACUUGAAGCAAAGCUGUAAGAUGCGCCCAAUGUGUUCCAGCUCGGCGGCGUCUAAAGGUAUCGCUGCCAUCGUUGGCGUUGGUCCUCGGCUUGGCCGCUCCAUCGCUCGCAAGUUCGCCCAUGAAGGCUACACUGUUGCCAUUCUCUCCAGAGAUUUAGGGAAGCUAUCUGGAUAUGCAGAGGAGAUAGCAAGGGAGGCAAUGGCACAGGUGUUUGCAAUCCGGAUCGACUGCGCCUCGACACAGUCGGUGCGUGAGGCGUUUGAGGGCGUGCUUUCUCUCGGCUAUGUGGAGGUGCUGGUCUACAAUGCAUGUGCCCCUACAUCCAUUAAUCCUUUGCGUUUCUCCGAUGUCUCUGUUGAUUCCUUUCAGACUUCUCUCGCCGUCUCCGCUGUUGGCGCAUUUCAGUGCUCCCAACUGGUGAUACCGGGUAUGGUGGAGAGAGGGAAGGGAACAAUAAUUUUCACAGGUUCAUCAGCUUCAGUUAAUGCUUCUGCAGGCUUCUACGAACUAAGUUGCGCGAAAUUUGCUCUGCGAGGACUCGCGCAAUGUCUGGCCAAGGAAUAUCAAGCUUUCGGUGUUCAUGUAGCGCACGUCAUCGUCGACGGCCUCACUGGAGAUUCAAGAACAUCAAAGGAAAACCAGAACCAAAAUGGUAUGGACCCGGACGCGAUCGCGCAGACAUACUGGCACUUGCACAUCCAAGAUAAACGCGCGUGGACGCAUGAGAUCGACAUACGUCCGGCGACCUCCUGAACAUCAACUUAAGACGUUCUUAACACCAGCUCGAAAUUCUCAUUUUCAUCAUUCAUCAUUAUUCGGUAAUGAUUGGUCAAGUGUGAUAUAGUUAUUAUUGGUUGUUCAUGUUGUUAUUUCCAUUUUUAUUUUAUCAUUUUUUUUGUUGUCAAGAAUUUAAAAUUUCAACUCACAAGUUUGAUUAUGGUUGUAUAUAUUCAUAAUAUACAACAUAAAAUAAAA